This is a messenger RNA of Ictalurus furcatus (blue catfish), 7157 nucleotides long. It is a transcript of the gene slc9a1a, whose product is annotated as solute carrier family 9 member A1a. The coding region runs from base 743 to 3070 and encodes 775 amino acids. Gene Ontology annotation, molecular function: sodium:proton antiporter activity. The record is from RefSeq and is a predicted model, not a curated record. The transcript is spliced from 12 exons. Gene Ontology annotation, biological process: proton transmembrane transport; regulation of pH; sodium ion transport. Gene Ontology annotation, cellular component: membrane. Lineage: Eukaryota; Metazoa; Chordata; Actinopteri; Siluriformes; Ictaluridae.
GGAGAGGCGGAGCUGCUAUUUAAUCCGCAGGAUCAAUUCCUAACUCUGUAAGCGCGAUGCGUUUGUUAACAUUCACGCACCGGCACGUGAGACGGGAAAGCGGAACAGGUUUAUCCCUCGUCUUCCACCACCAGGACCAUUUCAUUCCUUAAGGAAGAGAGAGUGCGUGAAGAACAGAGUGGAAGUCGUAGAAAAGUCUUCAGUUCGUUUGUUGUUUAGCCUUUUUUUUAAAAGAAAGAAAGAAAAAAAAUAGAGUGAUUAGUUCGCGCGCACGGCUGUCUCGCGGAGAAGAGUCACGCGCUAAAUUCAAACCCGGCUCACGCGCUGCGAGCGUCGGAUGCUGACAUUGUGAGCGUCCUUUCUUUCUUCCUUUUUCGUGAGAGAGAGAGAGAUGGAGAGAGAAUAACCUCGUACCCGUCUCUCCAGGUACCCAGCUGUCAUUUUGAGUCUCCCGUUAACGAAUGAGAGGUUAGCGUCAGCAACCCUCCCCCUCCACUCAACCCCUUUCAGAAUGUUAGCCGCUGCUAAGUGACAAAGCUAAACUUCAAUCACUUGUCGGUUUACAUACCUGAAAAGGGCGUCUUAACAUAGCUUAGCAUAGCAUUAUAGCUAGCUGGCUGUCGUGUUCAGUGUUAGGAAACUAGGAAGUAGCCUUGAUUAGCCAGCCGGAGGUUACGGGUUCUAGAGAUGUUGCUGAGUAUAUUUUCCUGAAGCAGUUGUCCGGUUGUAAACACACUCCGCCAUGGCGUCAGCAAUGGACCGGACUUUAAGGAUGAACGUGGUGGUGGUGGUGGUGGUGGUGAUGAUGAUGAUUAUCUCAGUGCUCGGCAGUUCCCCGCAGAAAUCCCACGAGAAACCGAGCAGCAAUGAGAAGACGCCAGGACACGGAAGAGAUCAGGGAAAUUUCACCCAGAAGGCUUUCCCUGUGUUGGAUUUCGAUUAUGAACACGUCCACUAUCCUUUCGUGGUGUUCCUCUGGAUCCUGCUGGCUUCCCUGAUGAAACUAGGGUUUCACUUGAUCCCGCAGUUGUCUUCGAUUGUUCCAGAGAGCUGUCUGCUGAUCGCGGUGGGCCUUCUAGUGGGCGGCCUCAUCAAGCUUGUGGGCGAACACCCCCCUUCACUCAAUUCCGAGCUCUUCUUCCUGUGUCUUCUCCCGCCAAUCAUCUUGGAUGCCGGCUACUUCUUACCCAUGAGGCCCUUCACGGAGAACCUGGGCACCAUCCUUAUGUUCGCUGUGGUGGGCACUCUGUGGAACUCCUUCUUCAUAGGCAGCCUGCUGUAUGGCGUGUGUCAGAUUGAGGGCACUAACCUGGGCACAGUGACUCUGCUGCCCUGCUUGCUGUUCGGCACCAUCAUCUCGGCCGUGGAUCCCGUGGCCGUCCUGGCCGUGUUUGAGGAGAUUCACAUCAACGAGCUUCUGCACAUCCUCGUGUUCGGCGAGUCGCUGCUUAACGAUGCAGUCACAGUGGUUCUGUAUCACCUGUUCGAGGAGUACUCGAGAGUGGACACUGUGACUAUAGGAGACAUCUUCUUGGGUGUCUUGGCUUUUAUGGUGGUGGCUCUAGGUGGCAUACUGGUAGGCGCCAUCUACGGCAUCCUGUCAGCCUUUACCUCACGCUUCACGUCACACACGCGCGUUAUCGAGCCACUUUUCGUCUUCGUCUACAGCUACCUGGCAUACCUGUCGGCUGAGGUGUUCCACCUGUCUGGCAUCAUGGCACUGAUCGCGUGUGGCGCCGUCAUGCGGCCCUACGUGGAGGCCAACAUAUCCCACAAGUCCCACACUACCAUCAAGUACUUCCUAAAGAUGUGGAGCAGCGUGAGCGAGACGCUCAUCUUCAUCUUUCUCGGGGUGUCCACCGUGGCCGGGAAUCACAGGUGGAACUGGACGUUCGUCACGGUGACCUUAAUCCUGUGCAUGGUGGCUCGUGUUCUCGGGGUGAUCGGUUUGACCUUCGUGAUCAACAAAUUCCGCAUAGUAAAGCUCACUACCAAGGACCAGUUCAUCAUCGCGUAUGGUGGCCUGCGUGGAGCAAUCGCUUUCUCACUGGUCUAUCUGCUCGAUGAAAACCAAUUCCCUAUGAAGAACAUGUUUCUCACCGCGAUCAUCACAGUCAUCUUCUUCACGGUCUUCGUGCAGGGGAUGACCAUCCGUCCUCUGGUGGACCUGCUGGCCGUUAAGAAGAAGCAGGAAACCAAGCGAUCCAUCAACGAGGAGAUCCACACCCAGUUUUUGGACCACCUGCUGACCGGUAUCGAGGACGUCUGUGGACACUACGGACAUCAUCACUGGAAGGACAAGCUGAACCGCUUCAACAAGAAGUACGUGAAGAAAUGCCUGAUCGCAGGCGAGCGCUCUAAAGAGCCGCAGCUCAUCGCCUUCUACCACAAGAUGGAAAUGAAGCAGGCCAUCGAGCUGGUGGAGAGUGGAGGAGGAGUUAAACUGCCAUCUGCUAUGCCAUCCACUGUGUCCAUGCAAAAUAUCCAGCCCAAGAAACCUCCAGAGAGAAUGAUGCCUCAGCUAUCGAAGGUCCAGGAAGAAGAGAUCCAGAAGAUUCUACGCCAGAACCUGCAGAAGACACGGCAGAGAUUGCUGUCCUAUAACCGACACACGCUGGUGGCUGACCCGUUCGAGGACGGCUUUAAGGAGCUUAUGCUGAAGAAGCAGAGGAUGAAGGAUUUGGAGAAGAAGAUUUCAAAGAUGAAUAAUUACCUCACCGUUCCGGCUGCACCUCCCGAUUCUCCCACCAUGGCCAGAGCAAGACUGGCUUCUGACCCUCAAGCCUGGAGCAAGCCUACUGUGGCAGGUAAAGACAUCCCAGCUAUUAAAGUGGACCUGGCUUCACCUCAAAGCCCAGACUCAAUCACCACGUUGGACGAGUUUGGCAAGCCAACGAAGCAAGACCCAGACGAGGAAGAGGAGGGGCUUGUGAUGCGGCGAAAGGGAGAGGACAGGACUGGAGAGCAAGGUGAGCAAGAUGACUCAAAAGAUCAACGACUCCUGCGCUGCCUGAGUGACCCUGGCCCUGCUGUCAACGAGGACGAAGAGGACGAUCCCUUCCUCCGCUGAUGGAAAGAGAUGUGUGUGACAUGACUGGCUAUCUGCCUGUUUUCUCAAGGGUGGCUGAGGGGGUUGGGAAUUUAUUUUAACACGGCACUGUCUUACGAACAGAAUCUUGUCUUUUUUUUUGUUGUUGUUGUUGGAUGGGUUGGUGGAUUACUGAACUUUAAGCCAAAAUCAUAGCUCAUUCAAAAAAAUAAUAAUAAUAAAAAAAGUCAAUGAACCAAAAAAGAAACCACCCAAAAAAAACCCCACAAUGAAAGGGAGGGGUAAAAAAAAAAAAAGAAAAAUAGCCAUUAUUUUCUAGCUUUGUCUUUCUUGUCAAAGGAGAGUGCGGGGUUUGUGGAGUGGCCGAGGGGCAGUUGAACUAUGCAUUACCAAAGGUUCACACUGUUCUUCUUUUUUUUCUUUUCUUUUCUUUGCCUUAUUAUUAUUCGUAUGAUGAUGAUGAUGAUGAUGAUGAUUAUUUUUUAUCAUUGAUGAAUUUAUUGCUUUUGUGACAUGAGAUGGUCUAUAGUCUAGUGUGUUGAAUCAUCAUAAACUGAGUCCCUUUGUUUUUCAGGAGCAAUAUCAAACUAAGGGCACAUGAUGGCCUUUCUCAUCUAAAUCAGUCACCUGGUCCAAUCCCAGCUCUGAUUGUAGAGAGUGUAUUUUCUCAUUCAUCACUUCGUAACUGUUUAAUCCUGCAGCAGGUAGUAUUUGGUGCUGCAUCAGAUAAUUGAACGCUCGGAUAAUAACCCGCUGCAUGACACCGAGCGAAAGGUAAAUGGAAAAAAAAUCAGUAAAAAUACAGGUUGUUUUUAAAGGAAAUGCACUGUAACCACAGAGAUUGCAAUCUUCACAUUCAUCAUUUAUUGCAGCCAGGUUCUUCACGUCAUUCCAGGGUGUAUGACUUGUACAGUUAUGUGGUUUAUGUAUCUUUUAACAUUGUGCUAUUACUUUACGGUUUUCUUGACUGUUUUUUUUUUUUUUUUUGUUCGUUUGUUUAUUUUCUCACAAACCCCAUACCCUUUAAAUGCACUUUCAGCGCUUUUAAUGAACAUGUCAAUAUACAUGAAAUUUGUCCACUUAGUAGAUAAGUUUUGUUGCACGAUUCAAUGUUUCUCAUAUUUUCAGUCCCAAAUUGCUGCUAGUCUGAAAAGACAGUGGUGGACUGUGUUUUGAGAAUCAUGCAUUUACCUCCCUUAUACAUCCCUGAAUGCUCUACAAGGUUGGGAUUUCUUUUAAACUAUGCAGAAGGGCAGUACGUGCAGAUGGAUGUUACUCGUGUCCGUUCAGGUGUUCCCUUUAAAAACGUCAGUACCACUGUGUAUCACAACGAGUCCUUGACCUGAACAAGACAGUUUGAGGCACCAAUUACGUCUGAUUGAUGGAUGUGUGACAUUUUCAAACAAGACUAAAGAUCUCAAGAGCUAUUCUGCAUGCAGGGUAGACUCGAUUUAUUUUAACAUGAGCUGUAUAAAUAAAUAAUAAAAAUUAUAUUUUACAUAAAACAUCUAAAUAUAUGCUAAUCUAUAUGCCUGCUGUGUAUCACGAAGGUAUAACUUGUAGUUCGGACACAUUAUGUCAGUUUGGUCAUUUGUCUUUGUACUUGCUGGACUGGAUUGGGGGAUUUUUGUUUGUUUUUGUUUUUUUGUUUAUUUACUUUGGUUUUAAAAGUCCAUGCUGGUUCAAGUACCAAAAAGUCCCCUCUUUAGAGCUAUGUGAAUUUGGUUGUACAUGUUCUAGAUUUGCGCACCGGUUGAAUUAGUGCAGUGACCCAGAUCACUGUUGGUCACGCCUGGUAAAAGGAGUUGUCACUUAGUUUAGUGUAUAUAAAGAUAGAUGUAGUAAAAAAAAAAAAAAGGACGUGUCACGUGUUUUAGUUUUGGCUACCGUGUUCUAAGACUGGAGUCCAAGAAAGAUCAUGUCCAAAAAAGCUGCUUGAGGUUCUCGGUUGUCCCCUCGUGUAUAUAGAUAUGUGGAAUCCACCUACCCGAUUUGGCUCUUAUUAGAUGUUUAGGACUUAUGUUUACUCACCACUCAAAUCAUACACAGGGAGAACCUUACUGCCGUCACAGUAGUUUCACAGUAGUGUGAUUUUCGUUAUUGCUAACACGGGGUCCUUUUGGUACAAAUGCACAGUAGUAUUCACAAAUUUUGUCCUGUGUUUAUUCUAAUUCUUUACCAGUGAGCUGAUCCUGUAGUAUCCUCGCCCACCAAGGUGAGGAAGUAUUGGCGUCUGUCAAAAAUGCAGCUCUUGCUGUUGUUUUCGAUGCGAAUGAUGUACUGGGGAUGUGAUUACACUCCACUGUGCAUUUAAAAGGAUGAGCGGUGAACUUGUAACAGAACGUACUUGUUCAAACAGAGGCAAUCCCCGAUUGGCUGACUCUAACAGUGACGUGGGGAGGAAAAAAUGUAGAACUCAUCCUCCACGUAAACCCACAACAAUAUCAGCAAUGCAUAUGAAUGGGUCCUUAUGAACACGACUUUUUUUUGUUUUUCUUUUUUUUCUCCAUGAUUUGUAUUUUCUAAAAAAAAAAAAAAACCACGAGGCCUUCGGUUUUGUUUUUUUUUGUUUUUUGGUUUUUUUUUUGGUAAUAAUUCUAUUUUUGAGUUGUCAUUUACGCUGUUGCUGGAGUUUGCCAGUCAUAUCUCGCUUACGCAAAUUCAAAUCAAUUUAACUAUGUACAUCAGUUAUGCAUCGCGUACAGUAUAUUUGAACCGCUGUGUCUGAUAAUUCUUCCUCUUGAUCAGAAAUGGUCUAGAUGCAAGGUGAAGGACCAUAAGAGAACAUGGCAGCUCACUGCAUGCGUGUACCUGUCGCUUAGAUGGAUAAUCUGGCGUGGUCAUUGUGGCGUUCUGCCCUGCUGAUCGAAUCCUUCUUGGACUUGAGGUUACGUAGGUAAUAUUUCGCUACUGCACGAACGUCAGCUUUUAUUUAACAAUUUAUCUUUACCAAACUAGCAAUUUACACUUACUCAUCCUUGUUUAUAACACUGGAGGAACGCAAGACAACUAGUUAUACAUAGAAGCCAUAUUACACUGGUGUCCAAUCUUAUCCGGAAAAUGCCGGUGUGGGUGCAGGUUUUCAUUCCAACCACACGGAAGCCACACUUCUUGGACACCCCUGCCAUAGUAAGUGGCUAGAUGGCAUUUUCCAGUGAUAACGCUAGCUAUUUAAUCACAAACUAUCUUGAACAUCUUCCUCCAUUUCUGUUUAAGAUUAAACAAUCUCAAAUUUGCUUUUAUUUGGAAUCAGGUGCAUAAGAGUGUUUGAGCUUUGUUCAAGCCAUACGGACGGUUUGAGCGAACAGAUCUCUGAUCUCAUGGCAGGAAGGCACAGCUAACAGCUACAGUCUCCACACCAUAAGCGACAUUGAUAUUUUGUUGAAUUCUUGCCUUCCUUUGAUUUGCUAUUAGCCAAAAAUCAUCUCGUUUUGUCGUCUUUCUCACGAACAGGAACUGAUUCAGGGAUUUAGAGAAGGACUGAACUGUACUGUAGCUACUGAAACAUUGAUCCUGUAUCAGUUUUUAUUGCGCUCUGUUGCGUAUAGGAAGCCGAUUUUGUGAACUCCGGCUGGUGCAAAUCACGUGCAUUAGUUUAGACUGAAAUUGCAGAUUCAGGUGUGCUUGACAUUUUUCUCAGUCUCUUCACCGGAAACUCAAACAUGUAUCAAGACCAUACCUUUAAGAACAUUCUUGUUCAGCACUGCAAUAACUGGGGUGGGUUGAAGGGUUUUGCUUGCGAGUCAUUGUUUUGUUUUUCUUUUUUUUAAAAAAAAAAUCUAAAAAAUCAAAACAGGAUGUGAUUUUUCGGUCAUUUUCAUCAGGACAGAAAAAUGAUUUCUCUUUGCUUCUUGCUGUGUAAUUUUUUUUUAAAUAGGAAUGCGUUGAUGAAUUUCUUAUCACUGUAAAAUGAUUUCAUCAGUCUACAAAACUAUCAUGACGUAUUAUCUGGCAGCCAUUUUGUUUUUCAGAUCAAUGUACUAAAUUCCAGGAUGUCUGUGACACUGCCUUUAAAUGAAGGACGUUUAGAAGACCGCUAUCUUGAAGCUGCCUUCUGAACGGGACGGACUUUAUGCUCGGAGCACUCGGGCCUAAAAACAUUUCAAAA